UCGCGCUGCAGAGGGAGGCUGAGCCGGGCCGGGUGGGUGGCGGGCUCGGGGGCACAGUGGUGCUGCCCUGCGCUCCCCCAGACGAGACAUGUUGCCUUGGCCGCCUCCGAGAUGCCGCGCAGGCGAGGAGGAGGCGCCCGAGGAACCAGGCCCCUCGGUGGGCAGUGACCAGAGUGAAGCCGGGAGCUCCGGGGAGGAGGCCCUGGGGGAUCCAGGAAUACCCACGCAGGACAGCCCUCAGCACCAGUCUCCCAGUACUUCCUGGACCCAGAGAGAGCUGCUGCUGCCCUGCCACCCCCUAGGCCCAGCUAAUGAGCAGUCUCCAGGAGCACCAGUUCCUCUUUCCCCCCAGAUGGCCUGGGAGGUAGCCCCCUCAAGGAUGACCCUGCUAGCACCCUGGGAUCCCAACUACAAGGCUAAAGCAGGACAUCAGCUGGUGAGGGGGACCAGCUGCGGGUCGGGUGGCUCCUUCUCAGGCCGGACCUUGUGUCAUCCCUCGUUCUGGCCGCUGUAUGAGGCAGCCUCACAAAGGGGCCUCAGACCCCUUGCCCCUGCACCAGGGCGUCAGAAUGGAGAGCAGGCACCCAGGGAUGCAGGGCUCCCAGUGAUGUGCCGUGAGGAUGUCUUUCUCUCGGACCCUCUGCUGCCCUGUGGGCAGCGUGUUCCCCUGUACCUGUCCGAGGCCCCUCAGCAGGUGAUGGGCUCCCUGAAACUGCUGCUGCCAGCCCCUGUCAUGUCCCGUUGUGUCCUUCCCACCUCGUCCCUGGGCUGCUCCACUGCCUGGCUCAGUGGGCCUGAGCUGAUUGCACUCACUGGCCUGCUGCAGAUGAGCCAGGGGGAGCCGAGACACAGCUCCUUGGAGGCUCCCACGCCCCCUGCUGGCCCCCCAGAUCCUGUCUCUGACCACCCAGGCCCCAGCGGUAGUGGGAGAUGUUCUCACUGCACUGACCCAUCUCUCCCACAAACCCCAGGUGCCCAUUGUCCAUAGCCCCUCUGGGUCCCCCAUACCCCCAGGCAAGUUCUGUUGACAAUAAAAGUUUAUUUGCAAAACAGGUUUGCAAAAAA
Molecule: messenger RNA, 1065 nt
Organism: Galeopterus variegatus (Sunda flying lemur)
Lineage: Eukaryota; Metazoa; Chordata; Mammalia; Dermoptera; Cynocephalidae
Gene: SAP25
Product: Sin3A-associated protein, 25kDa
Exons: 6
Coding region: 89-988 (299 amino acids)
Biological process (GO): regulation of DNA-templated transcription
Cellular component (GO): nucleus; cytoplasm
Source: RefSeq, a predicted model, not a curated record